Messenger RNA from Setaria italica (foxtail millet), 921 nucleotides. Its product is annotated as putative calcium-binding protein CML19. Lineage: Eukaryota; Viridiplantae; Streptophyta; Magnoliopsida; Poales; Poaceae. Gene Ontology annotation, molecular function: calcium ion binding. The coding region runs from base 122 to 595 and encodes 157 amino acids. The record is from RefSeq and is a predicted model, not a curated record. The transcript has a single exon.
UAGCAGCAAUCGAGAAAAGCACAGUACUACUGAUCUGAGAAGCUGCUUCUACUGCUACUAGCCAUCUCUGCAAGCUCACCGCCCGGUGAUCCAUCAGCAAGCGAGGAAGCAGAUCGAGGACAUGGUUGCCGCGCCGUCGUCGUCGUCGCCGAGCGAGUUCGGCUCGCUGUUCGCCGCGUUCGACAAGGACGCCGACGGCAGGAUCUCGGCGGCCGAGCUGCGGCUCUGCAUGGGGGCGGCGUUGGGCGAGGACGUGGCGGCCAAGGACGCCGAGGCGCUGGUAGCCUCGGCGGACGCGGACGGCGACGGGCUGCUGGACGGGGACGAGUUCGCGCGCCUGGUGCGCGCGCAGGCGGGGGACGGGGAUGACGAGGAGGAGGAGAGGCGCAGGGGGCUCGAGGCGGCGUUCGGCAUGUACGCGGCGGAGGGCGAGGGGGCGCGGAUGCGCAUCACGCCCGCCAGCCUGAAGCGGAUGCUCGGCAGGCUCGGCGCGCACCGGGAGGUCGACGACUGCCGCGCCAUGAUCCGCAGGUUCGACCUCGACGGCGACGGGGUGCUCAGCUUCGACGAGUUCGAGAUCAUGAUGAGCGCCUGAAUUGAAGAGGGGAUCCCAUGGACGGAUUGCGCUUCCUCUUGCCGGCUAUAUACAGUCUGUAGAUGCUGCUGAUUGGUGUAAUGACGAUGUAGGCUGUUCUUACACAUAGUUCAUUCAUUCAUUCAUUUGUUAGAAGAUAGAACUAGACUAGAUGGUGCCCCGCUUCGCUAGCUGCGGGAGGCCAAAUUGCCAACUCCCUUCUCUUGAAAGCAAUUGUCAUUGUCAACUCCCUUGGGUUCCUCUUUCACCAUAGUUUUUCAAUCAUUGCAAACAAAAAAAGUGACAAAGAUAACUGUAACAAAAUGAGAAAGUACGCAAGCGACCCC